Hypoxylon trugodes is the source of this 834-nucleotide messenger RNA. RefSeq lists its product as uncharacterized. The transcript is spliced from 5 exons. Bases 1 to 834 code for a protein of 277 amino acids. Lineage: Eukaryota; Fungi; Ascomycota; Sordariomycetes; Xylariales; Hypoxylaceae. The record is from RefSeq and is a predicted model, not a curated record.
AUGGACAGUACUACAACUCCAUUUAGUCGCGCGAUCGAGGCUUUCCUACACCAACCAAGCAGGAAACGCCAGCCGAGGUUCAUCCAGUCUUGCCAAAAUGAUAACAAGUUAGAUACGGCUAACAAUAUUAAUGCAUUGUUAAUGAAUGUAGAGCAGGAUAAGAAUCGAAGAGGGUCUGUGAAAACCCUCCGUUUAAUUUUCAACGCCGUUCACGAUUAUAAUGCGAUUGUAUCAACUUUAGUAUCCGCUGACCCAAUGCCGUCGGCUCUGAUCUGGGGAGGUUUGAAGUGCUUCAACAGAUACUUUACGGUUUUCGAGAUGAUCGAGAGCUAUCUGAAGAAAUUGGCACAUGAGCUACAAUUUUUGAAAGAAUAUGAAGAGCUCUUUCAGCAAUCUGUUCCUAUGCAAGAAUUACUUGCCCAUUCAUACGCCUAUAUCAUACAAUUUUGGGCAAAGGUUGAAGACCUAUGUGACUCUACGCUUAGGUUAGCCGUGAAAUCAAUUACCUCCGAUCCCAUUAGGAGGCUGCAAAGCGUAAUCGAAGAGAUUUCAGACAGCAUGGACAGAAUCGCUAGGAUGGUCCCCAUCGUACAAGAGAGAAUUAGAAGGGGAGAACGUGAAGAUGUUAUCAACGAGCAACGAAAAGCCGAAGCCAAUCUUAGCCAGCUACUCCAACUCAAGAAAGAAGAAAUCAACGAACAACGAAGAGCAAAGAUAGAUGAAUGGUUGGAUGGCCUAACGACGCUGAAUGAGAGUAGCUAUAGGCAUCGGCGUACUAGGGAUAUGCUUCGACUUGUCUCGGGGGAUUGGCUUAUCAAGAAUCCAGUUUUCUAA